UUAACCGCCCCCCUGGACUGGCUUUAUGGUUUAGUCCGGUUGCCUGGGAGACGGAUAGUAACACCAGUGGUAAACCAGAUGCGGGAGGCUAUGGCCACGUUAGCCCGGCUGCAGGCUCGGUCGAAAGCUGUGGGACAGCAGUACUACUUUAGGAACAGUGUUGUGGAUGUAUUUAGGAAAAAGGAGAAUGAUGCAGCUGUUAAAAUCCAGAACUGGUUUCGAGGAUGUCGAGUUCGGGCAUAUAUCAGGCAUUUACACAGAGCAGCAAUAAUUGUUCAAAAAUGGUGGAGAAGUUACUUAAGCAGGCAACAUUAUCAACUAGUUGUGAAGUUAGCAUAUUAUACUAUGAAGAUGAAUCUCUACAAUGAAAUGGCUGUCAGGAUUCAGAGGCGAUGGCGAGGCUAUAAGAUUCGGAAAUACUGCUUUGAUUAUUUUUAUUUGAAGGAGUACCUGAGAGCUGUUACAGAGACCAAUGAUGCGAUUAGGGAUGCGCUGGAGGAGUUUGCAGAGAUGAAAGAGAGAGAAGAGAAGAAGGCCGCCCUGGAAAGGGAAGAGAAGAAAAGAGAUUACCAAGCCCGAAAGAUGCAUUACCUCCUCAGCACAAAGCAGAUUCCAGGUAUAUACAAUUCACCGUUCAGAAAAGAUCCUGAUCCGUGGGAGUUGCGGUUACAGAAGGCAAAGCCUUUAACACACCAGAGACCUAGAGUUAAGCAGAAGCAUUCCAUCAGCCUGACCAGCUGGCUGGCUUGUACGAGCAACCGUUCCUUUCCUCGGUCUGAAAUUCUGCCACCCAUUAAUAGGAAACAAUGUCAGGGGCCCUUCCGUGAUAUCGCUGAAGUGUUGGAACAGCGCUACAAGCCUUUGGAGCCAACGUUGCGGGAGGCAGAACCAAUCAAUGAGUUAAAGGAGGCCAGAGAGGACCUCAGGAGACAGGAGUGGAUACGAAAUGUAAAUGACAACAUGUUUUUGCCAUUUUCUUCCUACCAUAAAAAUGAAAAAUACGUCCCAUCAAUGCAUUCUUCAAGCAAGUAUGGUCCCAAUUCUUAUGGAUGUCAGCGUUUCAGAGAUGAAAAUCCCAAGAAAUGGAUCUGUCCCAAGGAUUUCCAAACCGUAUUACCAUCAUUUGAUCUCUUCUCAAAGUAUGGAAAAUUAUAUUCAAAAGCUGGACAAAUUGUAUAAAG
Messenger RNA from Equus caballus (horse), 1181 nucleotides. RefSeq names its product spermatogenesis associated 17 (gene SPATA17). NCBI's taxonomy places the organism in Eukaryota, Metazoa, Chordata, Mammalia, Perissodactyla, Equidae. Gene Ontology annotation, biological process: establishment of meiotic spindle localization; spindle organization; mitotic cell cycle. The record is from RefSeq and is a predicted model, not a curated record. Gene Ontology annotation, molecular function: calmodulin binding. Gene Ontology annotation, cellular component: spindle pole.